This is a messenger RNA of Radiomyces spectabilis, 810 nucleotides long. RefSeq lists its product as uncharacterized. The transcript has 4 exons. The record is from RefSeq and is a predicted model, not a curated record. Bases 1 to 810 code for a protein of 269 amino acids. Lineage: Eukaryota; Fungi; Mucoromycota; Mucoromycetes; Mucorales; Radiomycetaceae.
AUGUCUGAUACCAAUAGCAACAGGCAUCUUGGCGGUCGUCAAAGUGAUGAGCCUUCGCACGAUGCUGGUGGUCAUGUUACGCGCCCAGUUGUGGCUGAUAGCCGUUCGCAACCGCCAGUUGGCGAUGUUAUCUCUACACUACCGGUUGCUGCUGGUGAUGUAUGUGAAUAUGUUGCAUCGCUGUCGGAGGUGGUGCGUGCGAACAACGGUCUCAUACGCUAUUUUAGUCUGAUGCGCGAAGGCGAUGAUCGUGCUCCCGAUGCGCAUUUGGCUGUUAUUAUGAAGAAUAUUUCGUUUAUUUUGCCCAUAAUGGCACUUCGCCUGCUGGUGGAUACAAUCGAACGCUACUUUCGUUAUUACGCCGAUCGCGUCGCACAAAUUGGUCAACGAGAAGGCAUGGUAUAUCAUUGGGGUGUAAAGAACGGAGUACGCAGCUCCUUCAGUCACCUCGGUUUCGAUCUCGGCGAUACUUGUUCGUCGCGUUUCCUGACGCCGCCUGCACGUAGUGCUCUCUCCCAUGCGCGUUUCAUCGCUACUAGUCGUGGUCUCCUGCUUCUCCUCCCUCCUCCCCUGUGGCUGCCUCUGCCCACCUCUUUCCCUGCUCCCACUUUCCCUGUCUCCUCCGCUGUGGCCUUGUCUCCUGUGGCUGUGUCUUCCGUCGCCGUGUCUUUCGUGACCAUUCCCGCUUCCACUACCGCUUCCGCUCCCGUUUCGGUGCCGGUGUCUUCUCCCGCUGGUGCUCCUUUCGCUCAGCCGUCAAAGGACGAACAUCAACAGCAACAACAUUUCUUCUACGAAGAAACCGAAUAA